Messenger RNA from Archocentrus centrarchus (flier cichlid), 3763 nucleotides. It is a transcript of the gene pex3, whose product is annotated as peroxisomal biogenesis factor 3. Gene Ontology annotation, molecular function: protein-macromolecule adaptor activity. The transcript is spliced from 12 exons. Gene Ontology annotation, cellular component: peroxisomal membrane. The record is from RefSeq and is a predicted model, not a curated record. NCBI's taxonomy places the organism in Eukaryota, Metazoa, Chordata, Actinopteri, Cichliformes, Cichlidae. The coding region runs from base 133 to 1221 and encodes 362 amino acids. Gene Ontology annotation, biological process: protein import into peroxisome membrane.
ACCCUGCCUAAAGUACUUUGGACUUUUGAGAGUUAGCAUGCUGCUAUCUACAACAUGUCCGUAAAAUAGUGAGCAAGGGUUUGAAAGGAGAGUUUUGGGAGUUUUAGUUGGUAAACUUUUCUCUGUCCGAGGAUGUUUUCGUCCGCCUGGAAUUUUGUAAAACGCCACAAAAAGAAAUUUAUUUUCACCGGAGCUGUAGUUGGUGGAGUGUACCUCGUGGGUAAAUAUGCCCAGAAGAAGUUCCGGGAGAUCCAGGAGAGGGAGGCAACGGAGUACAUCGCUCAGGCCAGAAGGCAGUUCCACUUCGAGAGCAACCAGAGGACCUGCAACAUGACUGUGUUGUCGAUGCUGCCUGCGCUCAAAGAAGCCAUCGUCACUCAGCUCAACUCAGAAAGUCUCACCACACUACUCAAGACCAAGCCGGCUAAUAAACUGGAGAUUUGGGAAGAUUUAAAGAUCAUCAGUUUUACACGCACCAUUGUGGCGGUGUACAGCACCUGUAUGCUGGUGGUUUUACUGAGAGUCCAGCUGAACAUCAUUGGAGGAUACCUGUACCUGGAUAACUCCGUGGGAAAGAGCACAACGACUCUCCUCGCUCCCCCAGACGUCCAGCAGCAGUACCUGUCGAGUAUCCAGCACCUGCUGGGAGACGGUUUGACAGAGUUGAUAACAGUAGUGAAGAAGGCAGUACAGAACUCACUGGGGAGCGUGUCUCUGAAGGAGACCUGGUCUCUGCUGGAGUUGGAGCAGCAGCUGAACUGGAUCCGAGCAGAGGUGGAGGCCAGCUCGACGCGCUCUCUGUCCUGGUACCUGCUGGCGGACGACGAGAACGCGCUGGUUGAUCAGGCGUGUGGGCUCACAGAGAAUGACGUCCUGACCAUAAAGCUGCUAAAUGAGACCAGAGACAUGUUGGAUAGUCCAGACUUCAACGUUGUCCUCAAAGCCUGUCUGAACCGCGGUUUCUCUCGUCUCUGUGACAACCUGGCCGAGUUCUUCCGCCCGCCUCCAGGUGACUCCGCCCCCAGCUCUGCACCUGAUAGUCUGUCUGCAGUCAGUCUGCCGCUGGCGAAGAUCAUCCCCAUCAUCAACGGUCAGAUCAACACCAUCUGCAGCGAGACUCCCAGUCACUUUGUUCAGGACCUGCUGAUGAAUGACCAGGUGAAGGAGUUUGCAGCCAACGUCUACGAGAGCUUCAGCACGCCGCAGGAGCUGCAGAAGUAAUCCUCCGGAUUGGAUGAGAUGAGCGGGAGGAGGAGGAGGAGCGCCAGGAGCUGAGAGAAAGAAGAGUGGGAUGAAACCAGAGAUGAUUAAUGUCCCGCACUGUCACUUCCUCCUGAGACACUUUUCCUCCUCGGCAUCUCGCAGACUUCUCACUCCAUGAUUUGUGGCCACGGCAGGACAGCAGGCACGUUCUUGAAUAGCAUCGUGAUGAUUUACCAAACAUGAGGAGGAAGAUGAGACUUCCAUUGAGUUUGUAGUCAAAGCAGGGCCUGCAGCCAACCUUAGGAGCAUUGCUUCUUGGGAACAGGAGUCCCAUUUAACCCAGUAAGGCAGUUUUUGUUCGUUCUGCUAAGAUCAGAAGAGUUUACCUAUUGUAACUUAACUUAAACCAGGUGUUAGAGGCAUGUGUGUAUGAUAGGACUGGUGUGGGCAGACUUUUAAUUCUGAUUGUUGUUAUGCAGUAUUACUAUAGUGGGGAAGAAACCUGAUGCAGGUGGUGUUUUGGAAGUAUUAAACUUCUAUGAAGAGGGUGAUGAAGAUGUCGUAUUACCACAAACAGAUUUAUUUCAAAAUUAAGUAUGUCAACAGUUUUUUGAAGGUUACCGUUUUAUGUUUCAUUUUGGGGCGUCACGUAGUGAUGAAAUGAGAGUUUUAGAGCUCUACGAACUCCACGUGAGGAGGUUUGAUGGGCGCUCGGUCAGGAGACGGCGGUCAGCUUCUGUUUCCGCUCUCGUUUACUGCUUCGGUUUAGGCACUAAAAAUCGCUUUGUUAGGUUCAGGAAAAGAUUUUGGGUUAAAAUACAGCGCUUCACACCAGGAACUGUUUGUGUUGAAUUCUGGUGAGCUGGGAGUGACAGACCAUUGUCUCUUAAUGCUGUAAUCCACCGUAUGAAGCUGCCAAAAGACACCUUGUGUGUAGCUGAGGGACUUAAGCUAGCAUAAAACACCCAAAGUAGUUCUUUAUUCUUGGAGCUGUGAAAUUCCUUGAGUUUUCUUGAAUUUUUCUGGUUUCACUACAAAUCUGUUUGGGAUCUCCUGCAGUUCCUUUUUUGCCCAGAAGGUGUCGCACUUCAACUGUUUCUAUGCUGAUUUCCACCCAUGAAGUUGCUUCCCCUGUUUUUGAGUCAUGCAGUUCUGUAUAGCAUCGGUAGCACAUUCUGGUCUUUGUGAGAAAGCAGCAACAUUUUUGUUGUAAUGGCAACAACAUUUUUCUCAUUAAAGUCAGUUUUAUUUUUGGAAACUUUCUAUUUUCUUUUUGAUGCUCAUUCUUCUACUUGUCUUGUGUUCACUCUCACUCUGCCUACACAUGCUACAUCAGAUUAUUACAGACAUGGUGUGAGUAUUACCGAUGGCUUCGUCAGUCUGUUAGCGUGACGCUUUUCACUGUUACGUCAGAGUUCCUCGCUGGUUUAUUGUACAUACCUGUCACAGUGAUGGGGAGAGCAGCAGUGUAUGCAUUUGCAAUAAAUACACUCAUUGCAUUGUUUGCAUUAUUUCUAGAAAAGUGUAACUACACUUUUGAUUGCUCGGCUCUCUCUGUGGUUGUCACUAAAGGACUGUGUGCUGCUGUGAGCCUGGCCCCGGCAGCGUCCUCUGUUUUCUGUCUUUACUGUACUCUAAACCACAGAAAGGGAAUUGUUCAGAAAUUGUUUAAUGAAGUCCAAGUUUCUUCUGGUUUGGACAUUGUUUAUGAGCAACUCAGAAAGUUGCAUGAGAGAUGAUCACUCUUGCUAUCCGUUACUAUUGCAGCAUGUAUGACGUGUGAUUGCAGUUUUGCAGAGGAGCGUCGACUGUUUGCUUUUAGAGAUGACGCCGACACCCUCGGAAGCUGUCGGGUUAGGGGAAAGGCGUGCACGCAUGAAGGAGGCUUUAAAAGGAGCCCGCAGAGCGGAUCAUCACACCUUAUCAGCUGAUCAUCACACCUGAUCAGCUGAUCGUGUGUGUGGGUAGAACAUUAAGAAGUGCAGCACUUGGAGCCCCAAAGAGCCGCUAAUUUAUCUAAGGGGCCGAGGUCACUCAAGGUCGGAGGUGUUUGUUUUAAUCUUUAUCAAAACGCCCAGUUUCAAGAGUGCUCGCUGAUAAGUCAGUGCCAGGUUUCAGUUUUAUCAUAUGACAUUUCUAAUUAUGUCUCAUACGGCUUUCAUUACUUCUUCCACCCAUGUGAAAUCACUCAAAGACUGCACAAAAGGUCAAAAUCUAAACUCUAAUCCUAAAAAUAUGAAUUUAAGCAGAGUUCUGGCACAUUCGUGCAGCUGCGGCGGGAAAGGCGCCGAGUCUUUCUCACUUUCAUGUACUUGUUUAUUUUUUAGGGCAGAUUUUUCAGUUGGUUUUCUUCUGAGAAGAUGAGAAAACGUGUGUGUGUCUGUGUGUGUGUCUGUGUGGGGGGUUCUGACUGACUUAGUUCCUGGUUCCUGAGUUACAUAAUAAACACAGCAGGGGGAGAAUGUAAAAUUCUGGUGUUAUGCCUUUUUGAAGCAUAAUGUCCUGAAUGACCGCUGAAAUGUAAAUUUGUAUCAAUUUAUUAAAGCGAUGAUACAUGUAA